AUGGGGAACCUUGAAAAAAAAAAAAAUACCGGAGCGGAAAAACAUGACCCCGCCAAGCUUUGCGAAAUUCAACUUUUUCUUGCUGUCAAAUUUGAUGCUUCGAGACGUGCAAUUUUAUAUUCAUAUACAAGAACUCGACCUGAACAGCUCCUUUUCCUUGAUCUUCUUGCUGCAAUUGAAGCACAAUCAGCUAUCAUCCGCCAGUCCCAACAGUUAGCAGCACGAUCAUUACCCUCCAGAAUACAGAGCAGAUACGCUUCAACGGAAGCCAACGGUGAAAAGCCCAAGGCUGAAGAAGCUGCCGAAGCUGAAAAGCCAUCUGAGCUCGAGACAUUGAAGAAGGAUCUAGAAGCACGUGAGAAGGAAGUGGUUGAUUUGAAGGAUAAAUACCUUCGCUCUGUCGCUGACUUCCGCAACCUGCAAGAGCGGACUCGCCGAGAUAUCGAAGCUGCUCGUACCUUUGCUAUCCAGAAGUUUGCCGCAGACCUCAUCGAGUCAAUUGAUAACCUGGAGCGUGCGCUUGCAGCUGUUCCUCCUGAGAAGGUCGAUGCUGCCAAUGCAAAGGAAAACAAGGAUGUUUACGAGCUGUUCUCCGGCCUGAAGAUGACGGAGGGCGUGCUCAUGAACACCCUCAAGAAGCACGGUGUUGUCAGAUUCGAUCCGUCCGAGCUGGUAGAUGGUCAACCUCAGAAGUUCGACCCAAGCAGACAUGAGGCUUUGUUUAUGUCUCCAGUGGAGGGCAAGCAGGACGGCGAUAUCAUGCACGUUCAGAACAAGGGUUUUACCCUCAACGGCAGAAUCCUCAGGGCCGCUAAAGUUGGCGUCGUGAAGAAUGCAUAA
Messenger RNA from Trichophyton benhamiae CBS 112371, 840 nucleotides. RefSeq lists its product as uncharacterized. The coding region runs from base 1 to 840 and encodes 279 amino acids. Gene Ontology annotation, molecular function: adenyl-nucleotide exchange factor activity; protein homodimerization activity; protein-folding chaperone binding. Gene Ontology annotation, cellular component: PAM complex, Tim23 associated import motor. Lineage: Eukaryota; Fungi; Ascomycota; Eurotiomycetes; Onygenales; Arthrodermataceae. The record is from RefSeq and is a predicted model, not a curated record. The transcript has 4 exons. Gene Ontology annotation, biological process: protein import into mitochondrial matrix; protein folding.